This is a messenger RNA of Chrysoperla carnea, 5398 nucleotides long. RefSeq names its product eukaryotic translation initiation factor 4 gamma 2 (gene NAT1). NCBI's taxonomy places the organism in Eukaryota, Metazoa, Arthropoda, Insecta, Neuroptera, Chrysopidae. Gene Ontology annotation, molecular function: translation initiation factor activity; mRNA binding; protein binding. Gene Ontology annotation, cellular component: eukaryotic translation initiation factor 4F complex. The transcript is spliced from 8 exons. The coding region runs from base 747 to 3176 and encodes 809 amino acids. The record is from RefSeq and is a predicted model, not a curated record.
UGUUGGAGUGUGUUGGCUCGAGAGUUGAGAAUUGUUAACAGUCAUCUUUGAUAAUCACACACAAUCAGACCUGAAACAGCGGUCUGAGUUAAAGAAAAAAAAUUUCAUUUACCUUCAAAUUUGACCUCUCUCAGACAAGUUUAGUUGUUGGGUGGAUUGUGUAGUAUUUUUUUUAUACGUUAAACCGGACGGUCGAGGUCCCUCUACGACCUGAUCCGGUGAAAUACCGGUGUGUGUGUUUUUUUUCUCAAAAAGUUCUAAGAGCGUUUAGGCCGCUCUGCUACUACGCUCUCUCCCUGGUGACUGAAGUGUGGUUAGCAGAGCUUGGGACGUCGGUGGCACCAGACACACUAAACCACACGUCUUGAGCAAGUAGUGUAAUUGCUGUCGUAGGAGGUAUUCUAGGCCGCUUGCCACCCGCCAGCAGCAAGACGGAGUGCCCCGUAGAAGGGAGCAGGGGGCAAGUGGGGCCACUAGCUCGUGCAGCAUCGGGGGCAAGGCCCCCCGCAGCCAAUCGAGCCUGGGUACCCCCGUCCACGCUCCGACAACAGGAUGGUCUUUCACCCGAAUCUAGCAAUGAUCUCGUAUAUCGAAAGGUUCGAGGUAUUCUCAACAAACUUACACCAGAAAAAUUCAAAAAGUUGAGUAAUGAUUUGUUGGAAAUCCAACUUGACUCGCAAAAUAUACUCAAGGGUGUUAUACUACUUAUAUUCGAUAAAGCACUCGACGAGCCGAAAUACUCGUCUAUGUAUGCGCAGUUAUGCAAGCAAGUAUGUAAACAUUUGUGUAAUCUCAAACGAAAAGAAUCUAACGAAGAUGACACGACAUCCUGCACUUUUCGAACAAUGUUGCUUAACAAAUGUAAGGAGGAAUUUGAGAAGAGAUCAAAAGCGACAGAAGCAUUUGAUCUACAUGGAUCAAAUAUGUCUCCAGAAGAUGAGGAACGACGGCAAAUUGCCAAACUUAAAAUGCUUGGAAACAUUAAGUUUAUCGGAGAGCUUGCUAAGUUGGAAAUACUGGCGGAGGCAAUCUUACAUAAAUGCAUUCAACAGUUAUUGCAAGACACACGCAGACGCUAUAAAGAUUCUAUAACACCUAUAACGGCUGAUCAUUGUGAAGAUCUUGAAUGUUUAUCACAAAUAUUACGAACUUGUGGUCGCAUCCUAGAUACAGUCAAAGGACAGUUGUUGAUGGACCAAUAUUUUGAACGUAUGACGGUCCUUGCAAACAGUCCUGAAUUACCACCACGAAUAAGGUUCAUGUUACGUGACGUUAUCGAGUUACGACUCAAUAAAUGGGAACCACGUAAAGCAGUCACUACGGAAGGUCCAAUGCCAAUCAAUCAAAUUCGGCCAAUUGAUGACGAUGGUCGAUCCGUUUAUGUGAAUCGUGAACGACGUGGAGAUCGUGUAAAUACAGAUCGCGAUAUAAAUGAUCGUCCUGGUGGUGGAAGCAACGAAUUUUUCAGAUUCCCAAUGAAAAUGCGUAAUGAAUUUAAUGAUGUACUAAUGGGAUUAUCGUCGUUAGGUACUCCAAGCAGCACAUCUCUUAUACACGAAAAAUUUAAUAAUUACAGUCCAAAUGGUUUCGGCGGAAAUCGCGAUCAAGGUUUUCGUGGUAAUCAUAAUCAAAGAAGUGGAAAUUUCAACAAUUAUAACAAUCAACGUGGAGGCUACAAUAAGCAUAACAAUAAUCAACAUGGCCAAAAUAAUAUUUCCCAUAAUUCACAAUUUAACAAUAAUGCAUCCAAUAAAGAAGUGGCACCUCGAUUUAAAAAGAAUUAUAUUUUGGCAACACAAAGUGCACAAAGUUUUGGUGAUCUAGAAUUGCGUCCAGCUGCAAAUUCAAUGUUAUUCAAACAAACAAAUAUAAAACCAGUGAUGUUACCAUUAAGUAGUGGAGGUAAUCGUGCUGGUGAUAAUGUACCCCCGCAAAUAACACCGCCAAUGAUGCAACCACCAGCACCAACGAAAACACUACCAACACCGGUACUAAAAGAACCGCCAUUAAUUAUCAAACAACCAUCGUUAGAAAAACCAAAACAAACUAAAAAAGACAAGGGGCCAAAUAAAGAAGAAGUACUGAAAAAAUUAUCAACAUUGUUAGAUGAAUAUCUUAAAAAUGACAGUAAUGCCGCAUUAUCAGAGGCAAUUAGUUCAUAUAAAGAACAUAAGGUUCCGGAAAAAUUCGCUAAAGAUGUUGUUCUAACCAUGUUUAAUUCAGUCAUUGAUAAACAAGAUUCUGAAAAAGAAAAGUUAGUUACAUUUAUCGCAAAUUUAAGAAAAGAAUCAUUAUUAAUGUCAACCGCUUGUUAUGAUGGCUUAAAAGCAUUAUGCGACACCAUACCGGACAAAGAAGCAGAAUAUCCACGUAUCACAUCAUUAGUGGCAUCUAUAGCCGCUCAAGGAAUAUUAAAGAACUUAUUUACAUUAUCAGAUGUGGCUAAUUUCACUGAAAACGGUGCACAUUAUCCACUAUUUUUAUUGGUAUUACAAAAAAUAAAUAAAUUACGUGGUAAAUCCGAUCUAACAAAAAUAUUUAAUGAAAGUAAAGUGAAUUUGUUAACGCAACUACCAGAAAGUGAACGCACUAAAGAUCGUUUAGCGGAAAUAUUAGAAGAUCGUGAAUUAACAUUCUUAUUCCCAUUAUUACGAAUUCAAGCUGAAUUAUGGAAACAACUACAAGCUGAUCCAAAUCCACAACAAUUCUAUAAAUGGAUUAAAGAGAAUUUAGAACCUUCAAGUCAUACAGAUCCUGGAUUUAUAAAUGCAUUAAUGACCGUAUUAUUAAAAUAUAUAACACAAGAGUCGACAUUACGUGAAGGUUGUGAUCCGAAUGUGUUACCCGACAAAACUUAUAUUGAUAAGGAACGUAUGUUACUUGAGCGUUACAAACUUGUAUUGAAAGCGUUCCUAAAUGAACACGUUGAUUUACAAGUAACAGCUGUAUACUCGUUACAAGUAUAUUGUUACUCAACACAUUUCCCAAAAGGUAUGCUUCUGCGUUUCUUUAUUGCCCUUUACGAAUUUGAGGUAAUCGAAGAAGAAGCAUUCUUACAAUGGAAAGAAAAUGUAACGGAUGUAUACCCUGGUAAAGGUGAAGCUUUAUUUCAAGUACAUAACUGGCUGUUAUGGUUAGAAACAGCAGAAUCAGAAGAUGAUGAGGCUGAAGAUUAAGAAUAGACCACAAUCACAACAAUUUGUCGUCGCAAAAUUUCUGUUGGGUUCUUGAUACACCUCCUGCUCCUAUUUGGGGUAAGUUUUUUUUAAUAAAAACAAAUGGCAGCGUCGUGAUCAACAACUUUCUCGUCGUCGUGAUGAACUCUUGAUCUCGAAACGAACGCCCGAGUGUUGUCUGCGUCGGUUAUUUUUUAGUCAAAUCACUAAUUUUGAUGAUCGGUCCUAAAAAAAUAUGUAGUUUAAAGUAUUAUUAACAAGUUUGUUAUUAUUUAAAAAAAAUAGUUAACAUUUUGUGAGAAUCAGUGCACGUGUUUUUUUUAAUUAUAAUCGUUAUUAAAACUCGUCGUUCUCUCAUCAUCGAACUUUUUUCAUAUAUUAUAUUAUAUAUAAAUCGAACUUAAUCGAAACAAGGUUCGAAAACAAAAUGCUGUUGUCUACACGUCGUGGUAUAUAUUAGUUAAAAAAAAUGUUAGUUCUAAUUAUUUUUAAAUCAAAAAUAUUUAAUAAUCCUACCAUCCAUAUUAGUAAUCUGUCUUCUUUAGUUUGUUCUUUUUAUAAUUAACCCAAUUCUCCCUCCAUUUCUUUUUCUAAAUUUAAAUCAAAUUUUCGACAUCCUAAAAAUUUAUUUUUCUUGUAAAUAAAUAUCACAAAUGGCUAUUAUCAAUUUUAUAUCAAAUUAAUCGCAUCGGGGAGUAUUUUAGUUUAGAAAAAGGAAUGGGAGUAAAAAUAACGUAUUUUAAUUUUGCCUAGAAAAUUAUUGCCUAUGUUUAAUUGCAUUAAAAAAACAUUCCUUGAUUCUAAAUCUAAAAUACAUAAUUAAAAUUCGAAAAUUUGAUUUGAUUUCCAAAUCCUAACAAAAAAACUAUGUUAAUUCACAGUUGCUUCCUUCGUAAAUCAGGAUAUAUAAUAAAAUAAAAAAACAUUACACAGUGUUAACUGAAAUACACUAUAAAAGUGUCAAAAAAAAAAGUGAAAAAUAAGAAAAACAGUAAAAAAAAUAUGGAUUGCGUAGAAUAGUUUUUAAAAAAAAAUAUAGUAAAAAUUUUUCAGUGAACACAGUGUACACAAAAUAAUGUUGCCUGUCACACACAGAGAAUUAAUGUAAAUUUUAGAUUUUUAAUUAUAAUAAUAUACAUAUUUUUUUUAAAUUUUCCAAUUUAAUUAAAACAAAAAUCAUCCAUAAAAACACAAACAUAUUCCAUCGAAUUUCUUUUGUUAAAAAAAUAUAUCAUUUCUUUUUAUAGCAAAUGCCCAAAAACCAUCCUUUAAAAAAAUAUUUUGUGUGAAAAGUGAACCAUUAUAAAUGAAUAAAAUUACAAAAAAAAAAUGUUAAGUAAAAUUUUGCUGGAAAAGUCAAUUUGUUGUAUGUCCAUUGUAUGAUAUGAAAUUGUGCGUGGAAUAGAGAAAACUUUUCUAAUAUAAAACUGAGGUUGUUUUUUCUUAUUGUUUGGACUGUGAAUUAUUUUUCCUUUUUGUUUUGGAUUUUCGAUCACCACUCAACUAGAAACAUCGUCGUGUGCUUUGAACAAUAUGAUGCCAAUAAAUCAGUGCUGCGAACAAAAUGGUAACGCGCUGAGCUGUAUUUUUAUGAACGCUCAGCUUAAUUUUUUUGAAAUAAGAAGUACUUUUUUGAUUUGUUUUUGCUCAUUUUAUUUUGAAUGUUUUUUUUUUUUCUGCAAGUGUUUAUACAGACAAGUUGAAAGAAAACUAUUUUCCGUCAUUUUUGUCUAACUUUAUUAAACGAAGAUUUAUGCAUUUUUAAUUAAGACUCAAAAAAGAUCUUUGAAACUUUUGAACUCAACAAAUUUAUGAAAAUUACACAACUGUUUCAAUUAACCUAGAAAAUUUAAAAGAAAAUGUUAGUAGAAAAAAUUAGGAUAAAAAAAGUAAUUAUGCAGCAGCCACCGUCUUCCUUUUCAGCCUAUAAUAAUUAAAGAGUCAAUUUUUCAAAGAUUUUUUCCAAAAUCUUAUUAUAAAAAUGUUAUUAAAUCUAGAAAAAUUUUAAAUUAUAAGUUAUGAAAGUACAAUCGUUAAACAAAAGUUGAUGUUAUAGUUUCAUUCCAGAUUUUUAGUACAUAUUCUAAAUUUGAAUUUUUCUUUUGUCUACGAGUGUACAGAAGUAUUUAUCAUUAUUCUACCACCCCGUCAUUAUGUUUACAACCAAAAGAAGAAUAUGUCAAAAAAUAGAUGUUAUUUUGAAUAAAAUGAGUAAACAAUUA